Molecule: messenger RNA, 434 nt
Organism: Epinephelus lanceolatus (giant grouper)
Lineage: Eukaryota; Metazoa; Chordata; Actinopteri; Perciformes; Serranidae
Source: RefSeq, a predicted model, not a curated record
GCACACGGAUCUGCAGACCCGCACAGAAAAAACUAGAGGCAAAAUGGUUGAAUGGACAGACUUCGAGCGCGCCACCAUCCAGGACAUCUUCAGCAGGAUGGAGUAUGAGGUCGUGGGACCUGCAGCUCUUUCCAGGACUGAUGCGACCUAUGCCGAGCUGAGCGUGCUGCACUCCGAGAAACUGCACGUGGACCCCGACAAUUUCAGGCUCAUUUCCGACUGCCUGACCAUUGUGAUCGCUGCUCAGAUGGGUAAAGACUUCACUGGUGAGGUCCAGGCAGCUUUCCAGAAGUUCAUCGCAGUGGUGGUGAACGCCCUGGGAAGACAGUACCACUAGAGAGCUGCAGCAGAAGACCAUCACUGAUCAAUUGUUUUAAAGCUUUUGUUUUGUUUUUGUCUCAGAAACAAAUAAAACAAUGAGUUUAACGAGAAAA